AGACGAAUCCAGACACGUGCUUGAUUCAUUUCAGGGUUUAGCAACUCAACUCAAAAUUAGGGUUUAACUUUUCGAGCUUCGCAACAGCUUCGAAGAACAGUGAAUACAAUGAUUUCCGAAGCAGAAGCAGGUUCAAUGGUUUCCGUGGUUGCUUCGUUAUCCAAAAGCUUCGAUCAAGUUCCUCCUUCCGCCGUUCCGGCGGUGCUCGAUUGCAUUCUCGUUUCAACUGGUUUGUCUCCGCCGUCGCUCCUCGCUUCACUUAUCCAUCAUUUUCCUCGUUUUCUCAAGGACAUUAUCAAGGAGGACGGUACUUUGGAUUCUGAUAAAAGACACCGUUUGGUGUCAUUGGUGGGCGCAUUUUGUCAUCUCCUGAAGAAAACAGGGGCUGAUAGUGACACGAUACAACUGUUUGUGUGGAGGUGUUUUCUACCUUUAGCUAAGGUGCUACAGCCAUCUCAGCAUGAUUUGCUUAAUCAGAUAACAGAAUCGUUCAUGGAUGUUGUGAUUGGAACCAGCACCUUGGAGGUUCUUGAAGAAACUUUGGUGCCAGUUUUUUUAAGAUCAGUCCGUCUUUCAAUGGGGAUGCUUCAUAAUGUUGAUUUGUGCUUGUAUAAAUGGAGUACAGAACCGUCUCACCAGGGUUCACAUGAUAUAAUGGACAAGGAACAGUUUAUGUCUUCAUCAAAUUGUUUCAAACUGACAAUGUCAUGCAAUGUUUUGUCUGUAAUUCUGGAAGUUGCCCUUCAGUUUCUGAAUACAGAUGCAGUCUCCAAAUCAGUAGAAAGAGAAGGGUGUAUUGCAGAUACAUUUGUGAAAGUUUUGAUUUUGGAAUUAUGUAAUAUGAGUGAACGGAUGCUUUUACAUAGUCCAGAACAUAGGUCUUGUGCAAUUGGCUUUCUUCUUCCUAUUAUUCUCAAAGCAUUCUCUGCCAUCGGCUCAUUUGAAAUCUCAAUCCGUGGGCUUAAACAUGGGUUUUCUCGGGUGUAUUUCUUCAUGAAAAUAUGGAACUGCUGCAAAACCCUAUUUUCAAUGGGACCUCUUGAGAGAAGAGAGGCUUACAAUACACUUUCUCUGUAUUUCUCUUUUUCCUGGCCAACAGAAGAAUAUGAAAUGUCGGAUAGUGAUACGGUCAUUAAAGCAGAAGGAUUUGACAUAAGAGCAGAAAAAGAGUUCUGGGAUGAAAUAAAGACGGGGCUGGUUGACAAGGAGAGUUUAGUGAGGAAGCAGAGCUUACAUAUACUGAAGAUGGCUCUGAGUAUACAAGAAGGAACCAAUUCCCUCUCUAGCAUUUCAAAAAGCAAUACCAAUGGAAAGUGUUCAGUACCUCGUGGGGUGACAAGGAAGGAACGAUGGGCUUACAAGGAAGCCAAGUCACUUGGUGUGGGGAAGCUUUCAACGAUAGAUGAGCUGAUUUAUAACAGCCAGCAGUAUUGGGGUGCAUUUGUGCUUUUAUAUGAGAUGCUUGAAGAAUAUGGUACUCAUUUAGUUGAAGCAGCUUGGAAUCAUCAGGUCUCUUUAAUGCUUCAAUUUUCUGAGUCGCAUCUCAAUGUUGCAACCAAUAUCAGUAAAGCUCAUCAAGAUCAAUUUGAAAUAUAUGGGGAACCUUUUGAUUGGUUAUCUAUAUUAUGGGAACGAGGCCUUUGUCAUGACAAUCCUCAAGUAAGGUGCCUGAUCAUGCAGUCUUUCCUUGACAUCAAUUUGGAGAAUUAUGGGAACUACAUAAAAUCAGUGCCUGAAACCUUUGUUCUCGGUCCAUUUUUGCAAGGGUUGAAUGAUCCAAUACACCAUAAAGAAUUUGGUUGUAAAGGAGUUUACACAUCAACCGUGAUUAAAUGUGCAGCCCAGUUUUUACGGCAGUACGUUAGUUUUCUAGCUCCAAGGAAUCUCUUUGCAUUUUUAUGCAAUUUAGCAUCCACUGCUAAACAUCAAUCUUUUGGACGGGCUGGACUUAUGGGCCUUGCUGAAUGCAUUGCUUCAGCUUCUACUGGCAUUGGAAUACUUAUUCAUGCCAGUACUGAAUCAUUCACAGACACUUCUCCAGUGGAACUUGUUAUUGGAAUGGAAAAUCAAACUGUUAAAAAAGAGUUACUGGAUAUUUUUAGAUAUGUUGUUGAGAGCAGCAAACAACAUUUUAAUCCCAGUUACCGUCUUCAAGUUUGUGGCAGGAUUCUUGAGGCUGCUGCUUCUGUGGUGUGCACAUUUGAUAUUCCUCUUGAAACUCUUUUGCUUUUCAUUUCAGCCUUGCCACGUGAGUUCACAGAUUAUGGUGGCCAAUUAAGGUUGACUGUGCAACGAUGGCUCUCUGGUUGUGGUUACAAGGAUUGCCGUGCCAAUUGCUGUAUUAAUGAGAUGAAGCUCUGCAAGAAUCUUUAUGACUUCCCACAGAGCUUUAUCAGCAAUCAUCUUUCCAUGGAUACUUCUCUUAAUUUUGAUGAUGGUGACUUCAGUGCAUGGGAGUUCGAGGCAAAUAGAUGGGCAAGAGUGCUUUUCCUUGCAAUCACGGAGGAACAUCCUCUGGAACCUAUUUUAAUGUUCAUUCAAAAAAUUGGCUCUAAUAUCUUCAAGCAAAACCAUGAUGCAACUUACACAGGAGUCAAAUUACUGAUUCUAGCCUCAAGCUUGGUUCUGGAGCUUCGUAGAACAACAGAAAGAGUGAUUCAAUAUGGCAACAAUGCCAGAACAAAUAUAGGGAGUGGCUUUCCUGGUGUAGUUGAUGAUUUGAGUUUCAUAGACGACAUUUCUUCGAAGCUUGUUGAUACAUUUCUGUAUUUGUUGGAUGAUCUAGUUCAAUUUGCAAACCAGUCUUGUUCUAUUUUCUGGUCUGGUGCUGUUGAAGAGGACACUGCACUUCCUGGUGCGGUUAAAGGAAAACUUGGAGGUCCCAGUCAGCGAAGGUUGCCAAUUUCUGCCACCACUGCUGUAUUGCAGGCGGUGAUGUCAGUGAAGGCCAUGUCGUUAAUUUUGUUGUGGUGCAAACAAAUUAAAAAAGAUGCUUUGCUUAGCUCUGCCUUUACUUUCAUGUGGCAAUUCUUCUGGAGGACAACUAGAUCACCUCAUUCUUUCUCAGAGACACAGGCAGAAGUUUGUCUCGCUGCAUAUGAAGCAUUAGUCCCAGUUCUCAAAGUUCUAUCUUCCACAUACUGUUCUCAAUCUUUUCAUCUCAUUGAUGAAAAUGAGCAAUUGUUUUCAGAAACAGAAGGAGGGCCUCAGUUAGAUCGUAUGUGUGUAUCUUUCGUUCAAAAUAUCAAUGAUCUCCUAGGGGCCGGAAUUUUGGCAAGAACUCGAAGGGCUGUUUUGUUGGAUAUAAAGUGGGCGUGCCUAGAAUCUUUGCUGUCAAUUCCUUCUCAUGCUCUCAAAAAUGGGUUUCAUUUGGAGGGUAUCAAUGCUUGCUUCUCAGAUGACACUCUGAGAAGCAUUUUUGGUGAUCUUGUUGAGAGCCUUGAAAAUGCUGGAGAAAGUUCUGUUUUACCCAUACUGAGAUCACUCAGAAUGUUGUUUGAGCUAGUUGCCAGAGUGACACCAAGUGCAGUUGUUUCCUGUAGCAAAGUGAUAGAUGCACAGUUGAUGUGGAAUUUGGUCCAUUCAUCUUGGAUAUUGCAUAUAAAUUGCAACAAACGAAGAGUUGCUUCGAUUGCUGCUCUUUUGUCAGCUGUUUUGCACCCUUUGUUAUUUAAUGAUGAGAGCAUGCAUCAAAAAGACAAUGCACCAGGACCACUGAAAUGGUUUAUAGAAAAUCUUCUUGAGGAAGGCACAAAAAGUCCUCGAACAAUUCGACUUGCUGCAUUGCACUUAACGGGGUUAUGGCUCUCAAAUCCUAUGAUUAUAAAGUUUUAUUUGAAAGAGCUUAAACUGCUCUCACUCUAUGGUUCAGUUGCAUUUGAUGAGGAUUUUGAAGGUGAGCUAGCUGACAAUAAUGAUGCUAGGCUGGAGGUCUCUUUAUUAGCCGGGAGCCCUGAUCCUGAGCUGACAGAAGCAUUUAUUAAUACAGAGUUGUAUGCACGCGUAUCUGUUGCUGUUCUGUUUUACAAGUUGACAGACUUGGCUUGUAUGGUCGGAUCACCAAAAGAAGACACUAAUUGCAUUGCUGCAUUGGAUUCCGGCAAAUCAUUUCUGCUAGUGCUUCUUGACUCUGCGGUCAAUGAUAAAGAUCUUGCCAAGGAGUUAUACAAAAAAUAUAGUUCUAUUCAUAGGCGCAAAAUACGUGCUUGGCAAAUAAUAUGUAUCUUGUCUCCAUUUGUCGAGGAAGAUAUAGUUGGGAAAGUUUUAAAUUACUUGUACAUAUCACUUAAUAGAAAUAACUUACCCGCUGUUCGACAAUACUUGGAGACGUUUGCAAUUAACAUAUACUUAAAAUUUCCAUCACUAGUUAACGAACAAUUGGUCCCUAUAUUGAGGGAUUAUGAUAUGAAACAACAGGCACUAUCUUCAUAUGUUUUUAUUGCUGCUAAUGUCAUUCUCAAUUCAUCUAAAGAUGUUCAAUCUGGGCAUUUGGAUGAUUUGUUUCCUCCUCUUGUUCCAUUAUUAACUUCACAUCAUCACAGCUUACGUGGUUUUACCCAGUUACUAAUAUAUCAAAUUCUGCAUAAACUGUUUCCAAUGUUGAAUUAUGGAUCUUCCGACAUACCACCUUUAGAAAAGAGGUGCUUUGUAGAUUUGAAAACAUACCUUGCAAGGAAUUCUGAUUGUGCACGCUUACGUGUGUCGAUGGAAGGAUACCUUGAUGCUUAUAAUCCAAAUAGCUCUGCCACACCUGCUGGAAUAUUCAUCAAUCGAGCUGAGGAAAACAAUUUUGAAUGUGUUCCAACGUGUCUCAUGGAGCAGGUUCUCAAAUUUUUAAAUGAUGCUAGAGAAGACUUACGAUGUUCGAUGGCAAAGGACGUGGUAACUAUAAGGAAUGAGACUCUAAAAUUCAAUGGAGAUGAUUGCAUGGAAAAAUUAUCUGGUGGCAGUGAAGCAGCCUUGUUUAAGGAUAUGUCCUCAGAUUUCCAGAAAAAGAUAACAUUUACCAAACAUGAUGCGGGGGACAAUGAUGCAGGUUUAUGUUGCGACGAUGAUGAAACUUACCGAAAAAUGGCUGAGAUAGAAAGGGAUGAUCUUCUUCUGGACCAAGUUUUGCAAUCAAGAAGAUCGUCUCUAGAUCAACAAAAGGCUAGUCGACAGAGUUUCAUCCUUGUAGCAUCACUUAUUGACCGCAUACCCAAUCUUGCUGGUUUGGCACGUACGUGUGAGGUGUUUAAAGCAUCAGGGCUGGCAAUUGCUGAUACAAACAUCAUAAAUGACAAACAGUUCCAACUAAUCAGUGUGACAGCUGAAAAGUGGGUGCCGAUCAUAGAAGUCCCUGUAGAUAGCAUAAAGACAUACUUGCAGAAAAAAAAAAGAGAAGGAUUUUCCAUAUUGGGUUUGGAGCAAACUGCAAACAGUGUACCUCUUGAUCAGUAUAUCUUUCCAAAAAAAAUGGUCCUGGUUCUCGGCCGAGAGAAAGAAGGUAUACCGGUGGAUAUAAUCCAUAUUUUGGAUGCUUGCGUCGAAAUACCCCAAUUUGGGGUUGUGAGAUCUCUCAACGUUCACGUCAGCGGCGCUAUUGCUCUCUGGGAGUAUACUCGACAACAGAGAUUUAGAUAGUCUAUAAUUUUACAAGCCAACCACAUCACAUUUAAAAUAUUGGGAAUUAAGGCAUUUUGCUCCCAUGUCGGUCCAUCAGAAUAUAUUUCAGGCUUUAGCCUUUUGGACUGACUAUGAAAUUAAUCUCCCAUUAGGGAAUACACUUCAACCAACUCUGUUGGUAAUAUUUGUUGUAUUUUACACUAGAGAUUGGGACCACUUGCAUUUCUUUCAGAAACUCAAUAGCUGUGAUAUUUUUGUUAUUUUCAUUUGCCGUGAGACUUACAAACCCUUUGAAUCUCUCAAAUAACAGUUUCUGUUAAUUUGCUAAAGGGCCGUCAAUAUAUGAUUUGUCAAGUGUUGAUACGUUUCAAUAAAAUGUUAUGGUUGCGUCUGUUUUAAACAAAGAUGCAGCUCCAACAGACUCUAAGCCAACUAUGUAAACAGCUUUGAAUAUGGGUGUAACGAAGACCCACCUGCAUGGCAAUAGAUUUUUUUAUUUUUUUGAAAGGGUGAUGACAAUAGUUGUAUUCCUGUAAAAAUAAAAAAGAAAACAGUUGUAUUGUUUUAAAA
Medicago truncatula (barrel medic) is the source of this 6174-nucleotide messenger RNA. RefSeq lists its product as uncharacterized. Gene Ontology annotation, molecular function: RNA binding; tRNA (guanine) methyltransferase activity. The record is from RefSeq and is a predicted model, not a curated record. NCBI's taxonomy places the organism in Eukaryota, Viridiplantae, Streptophyta, Magnoliopsida, Fabales, Fabaceae. Gene Ontology annotation, biological process: tRNA methylation. The transcript has 35 exons. The coding region runs from base 109 to 5622 and encodes 1837 amino acids.